Molecule: messenger RNA, 1275 nt
Organism: Austrofundulus limnaeus
Lineage: Eukaryota; Metazoa; Chordata; Actinopteri; Cyprinodontiformes; Rivulidae
Product: transmembrane protein 82
Exons: 6
Coding region: 38-1150 (370 amino acids)
Source: RefSeq, a predicted model, not a curated record
ACUGGUUUUAAUUUUUGUUUAAAAUUACAAAGAAACAAUGAAGUUGUUUUUUCUGUUCUCUUGGAUCCUGGACAUCUUUCCAUGGACACCAUUUGAUUCAAAUCCUGUGGACAGCUUUUGUCAGGGCCUCAUAGGUGCGUGUGGAAUAUCAAUACUCUACGAUCUGAUGAGAGUUUACAAUUUUAUUGAAGCAUGCAGUGAUUCUGACCGUGAAAGUAAACAGAGGCCACCCUUGUUGAGAAACCCUCUGAGAAGGAAAUGGAGAGCAUCUCUUCAGUUCUGGUGCCUCAGUGUCGUCCUGUCUUUGGUGGGAGUGAGGGUGGCCUCGCUCGUAGUGCUGGAGUUUUUGCUCAGAGCUGCUUCUGCGUUGACAUCACCCGGAUCGGAUGCUAGAGGUGUGGACUUUCUCCUAAUCCAGAGCCAGUUCUCCCUGGGUUGCAGCCUCACCUGUACUCUGGCCUUCCUCCAUCAGGGGGCUCCACACAGCUCCUUUAGUUUGCUGCUGGCUGCUGGCCUCAGCUGGGCCCUGGCCAGCUACAGCAGCAGUCUGUGGACCCAUGUGGCUAGACUCUACCCACUACACAGCACACAGCACUACUGUGGGAAAUGCAUCAGUCUGUUGACCUCUGGACACACCAUCCUGGCAUCGCUGCAAAAGCUGGUGAUUUUGACCUUUGCUGUAGCAUCUUUGGCAGCUUCUUCUACAGUUUAUGAGCACUUCCUGAAUCACAAGGAUGCUAUAAAGUUCUGGACGCCACUUACUGUCUGCUACGCUAUGUUGGUGGUUUAUAAUCAAGAGGAGCAGCAGCGGAUGACGGGUUCAGAGACCCUCCUGCGGACGGUGGUGUUACGACUGGGGGGGUUACUGAUGCUCAUGAUGCUUCUGGGCAGCUGGUCCGAUGUUCUUCACCUCCUCGUCUCUUUCCUGGGAGAGGGYGUUUGUCUGCUGCCCUCUCAAGAUCUGCUGCAGGCUGCUUUAAAGGAAGAAGAGACGAGCUCCAGCAAAGAGGAAAAGAGGCCCAACCACAACGCAAAGACCAGAACAUUAUCAGAUGACGGUCGAUGGUCCAGUGACUCAUCUGAACCAAGAAGAGCGAAGACUCGUGAUGAUAAAAGAAAUUUUAGUGAUAAGUUCAAUGACGUAAAGUGAUUAAUUCAUGCUGUAUACAUUGUCUUAAUCAAAUCAAGGAGUAACUCUGUGUGUAAAUUUGUUUUCAAUUUGAGGUGAACAAUUAAAAAUGUAAUUAUUUUAAAUAAAGCAUUCUUUGAAAAAGG